Molecule: messenger RNA, 1197 nt
Organism: Arachis stenosperma
Lineage: Eukaryota; Viridiplantae; Streptophyta; Magnoliopsida; Fabales; Fabaceae
Product: 1-aminocyclopropane-1-carboxylate oxidase 1
Exons: 3
Coding region: 53-1165 (370 amino acids)
Source: RefSeq, a predicted model, not a curated record
CAUAUCAUAACUAAAACCGUUAACAGUUAAGAGUUAAAUAACGCCGUUACCGAUGCCGGAAGCCGUCGUCGAUUUCCGAGCUCCGCCGCCGUCUCCGGUUGCCUCAGGACGGCGAUCGUCGGUAACUAAUGACGAAGUUUUAACGGAGUUUCUAGAAUCCUCGCUCCGCGUCCCUGAUCUCGUGUUGCCCGAUAAGUUCUUCCCGAAACAGAAGCUUCUAGAAACUCCGCCAAAGGUCGACUUCGUUUCUCUCUGUUUUCACCGUGACGAGGCGGAAUGCGAUGCCGUUUUGGACGCCAUGGCGAAAAUCGGGUGCUUCCAGCUCAUGAACCACGGGAUUCCGAGGGAGCUCGUGGUGUCUGCUGCGGAGGCCGCCGCCGGAGUGUUCGGUGUGCCGCCGGUGAAGAGAGAGGCUUUGAUGAGGUCACCGGAGAAGCCUUGGGGUUAUGAAGAGUAUCAUGGCGGAGAAGAAGAAGAAGAAGUGAGUGAGAUGUGUGAAGAGUUCGUGUGGUGCAGAGAAGACGAGUUGAAGUUGAAUAUGGAGGGAAUUUCGCCUAUUGCAUAUCCAAAUUUCAGCAAGAAAAUGGAAAAACUCAUGCUACGCAUCGAGACUGUGGCCGAGAAAAUUUUACCGGUGAUACUGGAAAAGAUUCCAAGAAAAAUUGAAGUUGAUGAUAUGGAUUUGGUUCAUCAUGGGCAUGAUGUUGGAACAGUAUGUUGUAUAUAUAAGCAUUGCAGAGAUAAUAGAGAAGAUCAAUGGCCUAACUCCUUAAAAUAUGAUGUGAUUAGAAUGCUGAUUAGGGGAACGGAUUACUCACACUCAUUGGGUUUUCAUGUAUGCGAUGGAUCUACAGAGUUCCAUGUUUACUCUAAGAAAAGUUGGCUCUCUUUCUGUCCAGAAGAAGGUGCCAUUAUAAUCACCGGUGGUGAUGAAACUCAGAGAAUGAGUGAUGGGCAUUACAAGCACGUUAUUGGGAGGCCAAUAUUUAGAGGCAAGAAUGAAGACAGCAUUUCAAUGGCCUUCCUCUAUCAUCCUACCGAUGUCAAAAACGAUAUUCAAACCAAUAGUGGAAGAACUAUUUCACCUGCUCAGCAAGCCAUUUUGGCUAUAAUUUUGACCAUUAUGUAUCAUAUUCUGAUUUUUGUAACCAAAUUUUUGAACUAGUUAAAUGUGACUUUGUCAAUUUAUACAAGAGG